UGUAGCUGCAAUACACACGCGUUAAGUUUCGAUAAUAAUUGCCUGCGUCAAUACUCUGGGGCUGAAAAUUCGAAAAUUAUCUAAGCUCUCGGAAGCAAACAAAACAAAGCGAUGCAUCUCAUUGUAGAGUUGCUUAUACUAUUGAGUGCGUCAUGUGGAGUUUUAUCUAGCCAACUGGACACGGUUUACGAAUGGAAUUACAUCGAAUAUCAAUGGCCAUCGACCUUGGCCAGACAACAAGCCAUCGACAAUGGAACUUAUCAUUUUGCUCGUGUCCUACCCAUGGAUGUGGACGUGUCGAGAGAUGGUCGAGUUUUCGUGUCGUUCCUCGGCAUGGACGGAGUACCCGCCACCUUAGGUGUAGUGAGCAACCAGAGAGGACCGUCCGGGCCGCUAAUUCAACCUUAUCCGAACUUUGGGUGGUUCGAGCGAGGAAGCUGCAAUGCCAUUCAAAACGUCUACCGAAUAGCGAUAGACGAAUGUAACAGGUUAUGGGUAUUGGACACGGGAUAUCUAGAAAAUACACAGCCUUCUUGCGAAGCUCAAUUGCUCGUUUUCAAUCUCAAUACCGAUCAGCUGAUCGCGCGUAUAAAAAUUCCUAACAACAUCGCAAGAAACAGCGAGGGCGACACUCUACUUGCGAAUCCCAUCAUUGAAACGUACGGCUCCAAAUGCGAAGAUACCACGGCAUAUUUGGCCGAUCCAGUAGGCCGAGGUCUGAUCGUCUGGAAGAACGGCCGACUGACGCGCUUGGAAAACCCCAUCUUCAAUCCGAAUCCCAACGCCACCAACAUCGUCGUCGGCAAUCGCAACAUGACCCUGAGAGGCGGCAUCGUGGCGAUGGAUCUGUCGCCGCAAAUAUUUCCCGGCGAGUCGCGCUUCCUCUACUUCCACUCGAUGGCGUCUUACGAUCUCUAUUACGCGGAUACGGCGAGCUUGAAGAGAGCCAAUUCGGGUAGCGAACUUCGUUUUCAGGGUCAACAGAAUCUGCUGCCGAGCAAUGCCCCGGCGCAUGCCUUCGCCUCGGACGGCACUCUGUUCACCGGCUUGACCAGAGAGAUCGCCAUAGCUUGCUGGAAUCGUUACAAUCCCAUGAGGCGGGACAAUGUGCAAAUAGUGGCACAAGACAGAGAGCGUCUGCAAUACGUCAACGGCUUGAAAGUGAUACCGGCCACGAGACAGGGACAGCAAGAGGAACUGUGGGUCAUCGCCAACAGAUUUAUUGCCUUUCAGCAGAGCGGCUUGGACGUUAACGAUGUCAAUUUUCGCAUAAUGAAGAAGCCCGUAAAAGAACUGACUCGGGGCACGAAAUGCCAAUUGCCCCGCCAGACGCAGUCGAAUCUCCAAGACAUCACCAACCAAAAUAAUCCCCAGCUCAAUUUUAAUAAUAAUAAUGAAAGAAAGAGAACAUUGCACUCACGGCACCAAAUAAAAAAGCUCGACGUAUUUAUCUAUUUUACAGCCAUGAAGGCCCGAACGACGACUAAUGCUAUGCUGCUGUGCGCCUGUAUUUUUGCCAUUACUUUGACCAAUGUCUCGGCGCGGGCGAGACUCGACACAAUUUUUGAAUGGCGAUACAUAAAUUACACGUGGGACUCCGAUGCACAGCUGCAGGAUUUCAUGCGAAAAGGAUAUUACGAGCCCGCGCAAAUUUUACCCAUGGACGUGGAUGUGUCCAGAGAUGGACGAGUAUUCAUAGCCAUGGGUGGCAGAUCCGUGGGCGUCUCCGCGACACUCGGCGUCGUGACGAAUGUGCAGAGCCCUUCGGGGCCGCUGAUCAUGCCCUAUCCAAACUGGUCAUGGUUCGAGAAGGACAACUGCAAUUCUCUCACGAACGUGUAUAGGAUAGCGAUAGACGAGUGCAACAGAAUGUGGGUGCUGGACGCAGGAUUUUUAGAAAUACCCGCUGGCACCAAAAACGUUUGUGAAGCGCAAUUGGUUGUCUUCGAUCUGAACACCGAUACCCUCCUCCAAGUCAUCAAGAUACCCGACAGUAUCUCGAAAAACCAACUCAAAGUCGGCAUGCUGGCUAAUCCGAUCGUCGAGACCUCGGGACCUCAAUGCGAAUAUACGACUGUUUACAUGGCAGAUGUGCUGGGAGAAGGUCUCGUCGUUUACAACGACAACAAGAUCUACCGUCUGUCGCAUUCGUCCUUCCUCUACGACGACUCGCUCGUAAACGUGACGACGGGCAAGCACAGAAUGACCCUCGGCGGCGGCAUCCUUGGAAUGGAUCUCUCGCCAAGGCUCUUCCCCGGUGAGGCGCGUCACCUCUACUAUCGUCCGCUCGUCUCGCUCGACCUGUUCGCGGUGCACACCAGCCAGCUGCGAGGCAAAGAGAUCCUGUCCGGUAUACCGUUCGCCACCUCGACCUCGGCCAAGAACAUCCUCACGAGUCACGCGGUGGGGCAGGCCUUCUCGUCCGAGGGUACGCUCUUCCUCGGUAUGACUAAAGAAUUGGCCAUCGGCUGCUGGAACAGAUACAGGGCACUGACGAGGGAAAAUUUCGAAAUAAUAGCUCAGGACGACGAGCAAUUGGAGUACGCCAACGGCGUGAAAGUGAUUCCCGUUUCGCGGGUGGGCGCAGUCGAGGAGCUCUGGGUGCUGACGAAUCGCUUCAUUGGAUUCCAGCUGGGCAAGCUCGAAGAGAACGAAGUCAACUUCCGCGUGCUCAAAAAGUCGGUGCGAGAAUUGGUCGAGGGCACGAGAUGCGACCUGCCGGAGUACACCAGAUACGCCUUACAAAAAAUACAGAACGAUGGAACAUUGCUCUUCACUAAUUGAUUAAUUGUGUCGCAUUUAUACACAGUAUAUUAUAAUGUAUUAAGCAAAGGAUGAAAAGAUCGAUGGACUUUCGAUGAUGUAUCGCACGAAUAACUUGUAUUACUACUUUAUAAGCAAUAUAUUGUGGAUCGAUGUGUAUCUUUAGUGUAUGUUAUAAAGUGUAUAAAGUUUCAAUAACGCAUGGCCGUACGUAUCUGUCAAUAAGUAGCGCGUGUACACGCAGUUUUUUACUAAAUACAACUUUGAAAUAAAAAAUCUAACCCGACGAGUAA
Molecule: messenger RNA, 3056 nt
Organism: Trichogramma pretiosum
Lineage: Eukaryota; Metazoa; Arthropoda; Insecta; Hymenoptera; Trichogrammatidae
Exons: 10
Coding region: 112-2784 (890 amino acids)
Cellular component (GO): extracellular region
Source: RefSeq, a predicted model, not a curated record